GUUACAGAUACAUAUCCCCCAUCACAAUGCGUACGCGCAUGGCCGAGCUGUUCAACGACGAGAGCUGUAUUCGGUGGUGGCUCCCGAACGACGAAGGCUUUACGCCCUUGCUGCAGAACAUCCGGGCCAUCGCGGACGAGCGAAACGCCAUGGCGUUAUCGACUCAGAGGGAGAGUCUGCAGCAAAUUCAACAAAACUUUGCAAGGAUGCAGGUGGGGGAAGAGCACACCAAGGGCGACGACGGCGCGCAGACGAGUGCGGAGACGAAACCCUCGGUUUCCUGAACAAGGGGGGACAUUAUACCCAACGAGGGCCAGGGCACAGUUUCCGGUUCGGGGUCGGUCGGCUAAUGCGAACGACGAUGACGACGACGAGGGGAAGAGAGGGCAACAUAUUCCGGAUUUCUGAAGGGCUCCGGGCCCUUCCGAUUCGAACACCCUAUUCGAUCGCUUCGUGUCAUCCGGGGCGUAUUACGAAACGGAACGACGACGACCGAUGGGAAGGCACAAGGGCGGAACUCCGGCCUCGUGGAACGUCGACCGGAUUAGCGGUAACGGCAUGAGUUGACAUUGCGAGUUCCAGGCGGCUCAUGAUGCUGCUCCUCCUGGCGCGAGCCCAGUCCCCUGGACAAUUUCCUGAGACCCGAUAAUGCGGUCCUGCGACGCUAGAACCUCGAUGCUAAUGCAGGGGCGGACGCUUGGAUCACCCUCGAUCCGUUUUAGAUGAUCUGAAACACACCUUCGGGCCCCCCGGGGGG
Molecule: messenger RNA, 757 nt
Organism: Thermothelomyces thermophilus ATCC 42464
Lineage: Eukaryota; Fungi; Ascomycota; Sordariomycetes; Sordariales; Chaetomiaceae
Exons: 1
Coding region: 27-284 (85 amino acids)
Source: RefSeq, a predicted model, not a curated record